AUGAGCCACCACCAACGCAAUUUGCUGAACGCUCUGUCGUCGGGCGACCCCUUUGAGGCCGCCGAAGUCUACUACGAGGCGAAGAACCCCAGCACGUCGCUGGCAAAGCUCCGCCUGAUGCUGAUGCGGGAAAUGCUGCUGUUGAACAAACAGGAGAUGAACCCCUAUAGGGGGAUGACCAAACCGUUGAAGCACACCGACACCAUCGCCGAGGAGCUGCUGCUGCUGCUGACGGAGGACCUCGACCAGGCGGCGAAGCAGCUCCGCGACCUCGACUUAAAGCACCCGGGCGAGCGCCGUCCACUGAUCAUCGCUUUACCGCAGGAGGAAGCGACCCCGCCGCCACCGGGUCAGCUGAUCGCUGAGGAACUGGACCUGGACGGUAACGAUAUGCUUGAAGUGGCUAGCCACAAUAAGAACCAUGUGUUCCGUUUGCGCCGGGCUCUGGUCGACCUCACCCGGCUUAAACCGCGCAAGUUCUACAUCCCCGACAUCGAUGCUACGCUUAAGGAGCUCUUGGAGAACGAGGAUACCGACCACAACUUCCAGAUUACCAUUGAAGAUACCGGUCCUAAAGUGUUUAACUUGGGUACGGUGAACUCUAAGGGGUACGUUAAGGCUCAGAUUUACGGUACUUACUUGUUGUCUAACUUACUCCAAGAAUUGACCAUCGCCAAACGGUUUGGCCGUAAGGAGAUGGUAUUGGAUGAACGCCGACUUAGCGAAAACCCAGUGAAGAGAUUACAGAGACUUAUUCAAACUCAGUUCUGGAGAUCGUUGACUCGUCAAUUGAACAAGGAUAACAUCUUGGAAAUGCUGGCCGACACUAAGAUCCUCGAGGACUAUACCGACAUCCACGGCGUCGUCCACAAGAACCAACCCACUCAUCGCAUCUACGUGCCUUAUAACCGUGAUGACCAAUACAACUACUUCAUGGCGAUUAAGAACGAUAAUCCCGAUUGGCCGUUACACGUGGAACGCCUUCCGCAAAAGAUCGACGCCGAAUACAUCAAGUCCAUCAAUGACAAGCCUGGUUUGUUAUCGUUGCUGAUGUACCCUGACCCUGAAGACCCUACCAACCUUGUUUCUCAACCGUAUGUGGUUCCCGGGGGUCGCUUCAAUGAGCAGUACGGGUGGGACUCGUACAUGGAGACCCUUGGUCUCUUGACUGAUGUCACUUCUGACCACCAAAACCACUUGCGUUUAGCCCGUGGUAUGGCGGAGAACUUCAUCUUCCAGAUCCAGCACUACGGCAAGAUCCUCAACGCCAACCGGCUGUAUUACUUGGGCCGUUCUCAGCCGCCGUUUUUGACGGAUAUGACCCUUCGUAUUUUCAACAAGACGAUGGAGGUGGCUCCCGAAAGAUACAACGACACCAUGGACUUCUUGGAACGGGCGUUGCGGGCGCUGAUCAAAGAAUACCACGAGGUGUGGGUGUGCAAGCCUCGUCUCGACGAGGCCACGGGGCUCUCGUGCUACCACCCUGAAGGGAUCGGUAUUCCUCCCGAAACUGAAGCCACCCACUUCGACUCGGUGUUGGCUCCCUACCUCAAAAAAUACAACCUCACUCGCGAAGAGUUCAUCGCCAUCUACAACGACCAGAAGAUCUACGAGCCGGCGCUCGACGAGUACUUCUUGCACGACCGUGCCGUGCGUGAGCUGGGCCAUGACACCCUGUACCGGUUGGAGGGUAAGUGCGCCCACUUGGCCACGGUGGACUUGAACUCGCUUUUGUACAAGUACGAGACCGACAUUGCGUUCAUGGUGAUGACGUUCUUCGACAACAAGUACGACUACCACGGCGAGAUCCAGACGGAAGAGAUGUGGCUCACUCGCGCCGCUCAACGCCGCGAACGCAUCAACCGCUACUUGUGGAACGAAAAGGAUCUGAUCUACUACGACUACAACGUCAAGGAAAAAGCACAAACUGGGUACGAGCUGGCGACGACGUUCUGGCCGUUGUGGGCUCAGUGUGCUACUGACGAACAGGCUAAAGCCAUGGUCACCAACACCGUGGUGAAACUUGAAGAGCUCGGUGGCUUGGCUGCCGGUACCUUGAGACUGCGUGGGGAAAUCUCCUUGGACCGCCCGUCACGUCAAUGGGACUACCCCUUCGGCUGGGCCCCUCAACAAAUCUUGGCGUGGAUCGGGCUCAUCAACUACGGGUAUGACGGCGUCGCUCGCCGCUUAGCCUACCGCUGGUUGUAUAUGAUGACCAAGGCGUUUGUCGACUACAACGGGGUGGUGGUGGAAAAGUAUAACGUCAUCGGUACCCUGGCGCCGCACAAGGUCGACGCUGAGUACGGUAACCAAGGGCUCGACUUCAAGGGGGUCGCCAACGAAGGGUUUGGCUGGGUCAACGCCCUGUACGUGUUUGGGUUGACGUUGAUGAACUUACAGGCGUUGCGGGCGUUGGGGACGAUGACGCCGCCCCCCGUUUUCCUCCGCAACUUGCAUCCUGAACAGCGGGCAUUCUUUGAGUAG
Diutina rugosa is the source of this 2484-nucleotide messenger RNA. It is a transcript of the gene NTH1, whose product is annotated as alpha,alpha-trehalase NTH1. Gene Ontology annotation, biological process: trehalose catabolic process. Lineage: Eukaryota; Fungi; Ascomycota; Pichiomycetes; Serinales; Debaryomycetaceae. The record is from RefSeq and is a predicted model, not a curated record. Gene Ontology annotation, molecular function: calcium ion binding; alpha,alpha-trehalase activity. The transcript has a single exon. Gene Ontology annotation, cellular component: cytoplasm. Bases 1 to 2484 code for a protein of 827 amino acids.